Molecule: messenger RNA, 2421 nt
Organism: Baudoinia panamericana UAMH 10762
Lineage: Eukaryota; Fungi; Ascomycota; Dothideomycetes; Mycosphaerellales; Teratosphaeriaceae
Exons: 2
Coding region: 414-2225 (603 amino acids)
Molecular function (GO): DNA binding
Source: RefSeq, a predicted model, not a curated record
CACCUUUUCCAGAUCUGUGGAACGGAACCUGCUUUAGCGGCACAAUCACAGCCAUUGCUUGUCACGCCGAACCGGUUCGGCCGCAGCACGCAUACCGCAAUGCCGCACAAACGACGUGUCCCGGCGAAUCAUUGUCUGGCCUUUUACGGGAUCGUGAGCGGCUCUGAUGCCUGCACGCCAUACAAGCACACGGAAAAAGGCUGAACAUGCCGAGCUCUGCCCACUGUGUGGUCACUGGAUAUCCUUGCCGACAAUUGUCCGCAUCAUGUCACGAUCGAAUGAAUGACUGGACAAAGAGACCCUGUACAUGCAGUAUAAGACAAAUGAUGGUCUCCUCGCGCUUGGAUGCAUGCAUUGACCGCCAGUAGGCGCUAGUUAACCAACUCUUUGACAGUCAGUGUCUAAGUCUAGACAUGGACAUAUCAGCUCCUGCGAUGCCUCUUAGCCCUUCUCUCGUCUCAACGCAACUGCCGUCGCCGUGCUCUUCCGACUUCGGAAGGAACACUGAGGCAGCAUCAUCGGUGCAGCACACAUUCUCAGCAGGUAUGACUGGAAUCAAGGAGCUCAAGAUCAACUCCCUUCUCAAUCCAUUCGAUAACGGCCGGCGUCAAGACGACAGCUCGGCCAGCUCGCCGGCCACUCCAAACCAGACUGAGUUGCAGUCUGGUCCUUCCACGCCGCGCCUGCAAACACCAUCGUCAGCAGCCCAGUCUCCGACUGGCCGCCAAAAGCUAGUCAAGGACAAUGCAGUCUUUCUGCUAGGGACGCCGAAAGACCCCGUCAACUAUCGACCGUUCGAAUGCACUGAUACGCCAUUGUGUCUUACCGAUCAACAAUGGAAGGAGAUGGACAAGCAGCACGAGCGCUUCGCAGUCUACCCUUCGGGUCGUAGCGGUGAUGGCUUGAUCAGAGACUAUCAGCGUCACAUACCUUACGCAAGUGACAAGAAGACAUUCUUCGGGAAGACCAGCCGGGAAGGUUUCGAAGUAUUCCAAUACACCUUCAAGAUGCCGGACGACGGUGCGGGCAAGGCAUAUACCGUCAUGUGGGAUUAUCAGAUUGGGCUCGUCAGGAUCACACCAUUCUUCAAAGCACUCAAGUACUCGAAGGUAUGGUUUUUACCCACCCUGCAAUUUCGUGAUGAGGCGGCUGACGGUUGGAUUACCUCACAGACUACCCCGGCUAAAGCACUCAGCACCAAUGACGGUCUCAAAGAACUAUCUCAUUCUAUCACUGGCGGUGCACUCGCCGCUCAGGGGUACUGGAUGCCGUACUCAUGCGCCAGAGCCAUUUGCCUCAGCUUCUGCUACCCCAUUCGGUGGGCGCUAACACCCAUCUUCGGUCACAGCUUCCUCAAGGACUGCUUGCGGCCAGAUCAGCCCGGUUAUGGCAAGUUCAAGAUUAGCUCGGAGGUCAUCAGCUGUGCUCGACUGGAGGCGGAGAACCUGCGGAUGGCUGGUGACGGUAGUCGGUGCGACAGUCCUGCCAGUCCGCUAAGCUCUGCAGGAGGUCCUAACGAGGUCCCUCGUAGCGUUCCCUCAACAGCACUAACUCCUGCUACUUUGGGAAGUGGAAGGGAGCUUCGUCCGCGCCCCAAAUUCAAGCUUGGCUCACCAUUCGCCUCGGACUCUGAUGGCUCGAAGUACGAUAAUAUCACAGCAGCAUCGAUGGUCGAGUCGCCCACGCUAUCACCCAAGAGCACUCACUACGUUUCAACCUCUGGAUGGACGAGCAUCAACAAGAGCCGCGGAAGCAACACUCCACCAGUGCCAGCAAACAUGCCAAUGAGCUCACUUUCGAGAUCACUCCUCAACGAGCCCCGCAACCUGCCGACGACGUCCUGGCGCGCAUUGGAUGCCGACGACUCUCCCACAUGCAAGCCUAAGACGCUAACCAUCAAGAUGCCCACGAGUGCUCAUGACAAGCAUCGUACACACAAGCGCCGCCAGUCUCGCCGCGAAUAUGGUAACAUUGACUCAUCCAUGCCACACGUAAGAAGUACGCAGCAUCUCGACGGUGUAAGCCCGGAAUUCGUGUCUGGAACUCGCAAACGCUUGCGUAGCAACAGCAUGACUGCGAUCGCUCUAAGCCAGUCUAUGCCAGAUCAGCCAAAGCCAGUCAAGAGUGUCAAGUGGACGUCGGUCGAAGCGCGGGCGGCUGUACAACUGCUCAAUUUACACCAUAGGGACGCAAAGCUGGCGGCUCAGGUGCCGCGGUUAGAGUGAUGGAAUUGGCGCGUUUGUUGCUGACCGUGCCGGCUAGGACGCCUUGACACGGCAGUUUGAGGGGUAGCAUAAGCAUCGUAGGUUUAGCAUGCGAGUGCAUGAGCUAGGUUUAGAUGGGGCCUGUUGCUCGGACAGCCAGAUCGGCUCAGAUCGUCGUGUGCAACUGUAUCAUAAAACCCGCUUACAGUCCCUAGCC